GUCACGCGCACGUAAAGUAUCGCAGGAGCUAGCUUUAGAUAUUUAAUCUGAAGAAACUUCGAGCUAUCAGCAGGCGCAGACAACGGCCGAGGAAAGGAGCAACGCCUCUAAAUGGAGUGGGUGAAGCUUCAAACUGUUGGCACAGUGUCCACUUUUGGCUGACCUACAUGAGCAGGAUCCAACCUUUCUAACAACGGGUCAGACACUGCAGGAUGAGUGUGGAACUGCAAGGGUUGAAGGCAAGUUAAGACCCUAAUGAAACCGUCUUGAGAGAUGAUGAAUCGCUACACCACCCUGAAGCAGCUGGGUGACGGCACCUACGGCAGCGUGCUGAUGGGGAGAAGCAACGAGUCUGGAGAACUGGUGGCUAUCAAGAGGAUGAAAAGGAAGUUUUACUCAUGGGAAGAAUGUAUGAACCUAAGAGAAGUGAAGUCUCUAAAGAAGCUGAACCAUGCGAAUGUGGUGAAGCUGAAGGAGGUCAUCAGAGAGAACGAUCACCUGUACUUUGUCUUUGAGUACAUGAAGGAGAACCUCUACCAGCUUAUGAAGGACAGAAAAAAGUUGUUCCCUGAAUCAAUUACAAGAAACAUGAGCUUUCAGAUUUUACAAGGCCUGUCAUUUAUUCACAAACAUGGGUUCUUUCAUCGGGACAUGAAGCCAGAGAAUCUGCUGUGCAUGGGUCCAGAACUGGUGAAAAUAGCAGAUUUUGGACUGGCCAGAGAGAUCCGCUCCAAACCUCCGUACACAGACUAUGUUUCAACCCGAUGGUACCGGGCUCCAGAGGUCCUGCUCAGAUCGUCUACCUACAGCUCUCCUGUUGACCUGUGGGCGGUGGGCUGCAUCAUGGCUGAGCUCUACACUCUCAGACCUCUCUUCCCUGGAAACAGUGAAGUGGAUGAGAUCUUUAAGAUAUGCCAAGUUCUAGGCACCGUGAAAAAGACGGACUGGUCAGAGGGCUACCAGCUAGCUUCUGCUAUGAACUUUCGCUUCCCCCAAUGUGUGCCCACCCACCUGAAGACCCUCAUCCCAAAUGCCAGCAACGAGGCCAUCAUACUGAUGAGGGACCUGCUGCAGUGGGACCCCAAAAAAAGACCCACUGCUGUACAGUCCCUGCGUUACCCAUACUUCCAGGUAGGCCAGAUCUUAGGGCCUCGUCCUCAGAGCCAGGAGAUCAAGAAGGUCCAGGCCAGGCCGCCGGUCUCUGAGUCCAAGGCUGAUACCCAGCAGUCUUCCUCUGACUCCAAAGCCUCCACUUCCUCCUCCAAAAACCAGCAGCAGCCGCACCAUCAUCAUCCUCUUCAGCAGAUCCCCCUUCCCCAAACUGAGAGUAAAGCAGGAGGUCAUGCAAAAGCAGCAUCGCAGGGCAGUGAGAACAGCGUUGGUGGGGGGGGGAUGGCGGUGCUGAAGAGCGGCCGUCGUCGCUGGGGCCAGACCGUCGCCAAGACCUCAGACAGCUGGGAGGAAUCAGACCGCUCAGAAACCGCCGUCUCCGACUCCAAGAAGCCCAGCCUGGGGGACGCAGAGGAGGAGUGGGGCCCUCAGGAGGAGAGGGGCCCUCAGGAGGAGAGGGGCUCUCAGGAGGAGAGGGGCCCUCAGGAGGAGAGGGGCCCUCAGGAGCAUCGCCCACAGCCCAAGCCGUCGGAGCAGAAGCCUCUGUAUUCCUACAGCACAGUCACUAAGCUACCCAACAAUGUUAAGAUGGGCCAAAUGGACCCCAAUCUCCCAGGAUCUGCUGCACGACAGCACUACCUGAGCCAGUCUCGAUAUCUGCCAGGGUUGAUCGGCAAGCAUCAGACUUCUUCUGGCGAUAAGGAGUUGAGUGGUUUAACGCUGCGGGACUUGUGGGAGAACUCCUCAAACACUGUAAAUAAACCGCUCGCUCCUAUUGGAGGAGGAUUAUCAGUCACGAGAGCCAAAGCAGAAGACAAUGCCUCUAAAUCUGACGAUAGCCCGCCAGAGAAAACUGUUGUUAAAGAAAGAAUGCUGGAGAAAAUUGAUCUCUCCAAAGGGAACUUUGUGAGCACCAAAUACAACCUCUCUGGCGCUUAUAUUCCUUCAUUCCAGAAGAAAGAGGUGGGCUCAGUGGGGCAGAGAAUCCAUCUCGCUCCUUUGGCUGGUCAGCACACAAUCAAUCCUUCCUCUUCUCCUGAUAACAAAAAAGAGAAAUCUAAAUCUGCAAAGGCCAAGCCUGUAUCCAACUCCUCUUUGAGCGAAAGUAAUGAAGAUUACGAGGGCUUGAAGAGGAGAGCAGACAGGACUCAGAUGAAGGGGGGCAGCUACUCGGCCCUGGGGAAGACUUCUGGGAAUCUCCUCAGCCGAGCCCCCCCCGUGCAGCCGGUCCACGGCAGGGUGGACUGGACAUCCAAAUAUGGUGGAACUCGGUAGAUCGGACAAGUCAUGCAGCUUCUCCUGCUUGAUGGACUCUUGUAUACAUAUUUAGAUAAUGGAUGUUAACCCCAAGCACAGUUUUAAACACACUGAAACCCUACAGGGAAUGCAGUAUGUUCCCCUGAAACAAAUGACAAAAAAAUUAACAAGGUAGCUGGUAGGGGAAAAAACUGGUCUCAAAAGACAUGCUUUCAGGAGACAUUUUUCAUGCCACAAUUGCAUAAUUCUGUUUCCAGAGAGCCCAAAAGAUGUUACUGUAAAACAUGUUUUGGAGAUGACGGUUGCCAUGAUGCUGAAUAAGACUGUCUGCUAGACAAUCCCACUGUACUCCAGUGUGAGCCAAUUCUACUGUUAGUGUUGAGAUACUCUGUGUACAAUUCAAAUGUAGCAUAGCUUUUCAUUUUUAUACUGUAGUUUAUUAUUGUUGUCAAGUAUUGUUUUAAUACUGAUAGAAAAGCACUAACAGUAAUUUAUUAACGUUGAUCCCUCUGCUUUAAAUUUCAUAACAAAUUGUAAUAGCAACAAAAACGAUCCCUUCAACUUAUUCUGUGCCGCAAGACAAUGGCACACCUAUUUGUAUUAUGCAAUGAAUUAAUUGAGCAUUUUGUAAACAUUUUAUACAAAUAAAUAAAUGAAAUGUCAUAAUGCACUCAUA
Gymnodraco acuticeps is the source of this 3043-nucleotide messenger RNA. It is a transcript of the gene mak, whose product is annotated as male germ cell-associated kinase. Lineage: Eukaryota; Metazoa; Chordata; Actinopteri; Perciformes; Bathydraconidae. Gene Ontology annotation, cellular component: cilium; nucleus; cytoplasm. The coding region runs from base 274 to 2385 and encodes 703 amino acids. Gene Ontology annotation, molecular function: protein serine/threonine kinase activity; ATP binding. The transcript is spliced from 17 exons. The record is from RefSeq and is a predicted model, not a curated record. Gene Ontology annotation, biological process: intracellular signal transduction; intraciliary transport; cilium assembly.